Messenger RNA from Syngnathus acus (greater pipefish), 1344 nucleotides. RefSeq names its product ADP-ribosylation factor-like 8Ba (gene arl8ba). The transcript has 7 exons. The coding region runs from base 88 to 648 and encodes 186 amino acids. The record is from RefSeq and is a predicted model, not a curated record. Lineage: Eukaryota; Metazoa; Chordata; Actinopteri; Syngnathiformes; Syngnathidae. Gene Ontology annotation, biological process: anterograde axonal transport; protein transport. Gene Ontology annotation, cellular component: lysosomal membrane. Gene Ontology annotation, molecular function: GTP binding; GTPase activity.
CACGCCCUCCUUCCCCUCCCUAUCUGGAAAAGCCCAACCAAACAUCUGACAGGGAGGGAAGAGGCGAACCACCACCGACUUCCCAAGAUGCUGGCGCUAAUAAACCGGCUUUUAGACUGGUUCAAGUCUCUCUUUUGGAAGGAAGAGAUGGAGCUGACCCUGGUCGGCCUUCAGUAUUCGGGAAAAACGACGUUCGUCAACGUAAUCGCCUCAGGCCAUUUCAGCGAAGACAUGAUUCCCACAGUUGGCUUCAAUAUGAGGAAGGUCACAAAAGGAAACGUCACCAUCAAGAUCUGGGACAUCGGAGGGCAACCACGGUUUCGGAGCAUGUGGGAGCGCUACUGUCGGGGUGUCAACGCCAUUGUAUACAUGGUGGAUGCGGCAGACCGAGACAAGGUGGAAGCGUCUAGGAAUGAGCUUCACAAUCUAUUAGACAAACCUCAGCUGCAAGGGAUCCCCGUUUUGGUGCUGGGGAACAAAAGAGACCUGCCUACUGCUUUAGAUGAGAAACAGCUUAUUGAGAAAAUGAAUCUGGCAGCCAUUCAGGACAGGGAGAUAUGCUGCUAUUCCGUCUCUUGCAAAGAAAAAGACAACAUUGAUAUCACCCUUCAGUGGCUCAUUCAGCACUCAAAGUCCCGGAGGAGCUGAAAACGAUGAAGGGCAGAUGUUGAUUGCCAGCUGUUUGCCAUGUAACCGUCAUGCCACUUCGGACGUGUCCUUAACUCACCACAUGCACUCUUCUGCUUUUUUUUUUUUUUUUUUCUUUCUUUCCCUCUCCCCCUUCUCUUUCCAUUUGUACCCCCACCACCAUCCCCAAACUCUUUGGGAAUGCACUACCCCAAAAUGUAAUCCCGAUACCAAAUGAAGACAUGUAAUUGGCAUUAUUUGUCCUGUAAAUUUGUACGAUGUGACUUUUGACAAUGUUUUUGUUUAAAUGGUAAAGCAGCUUUUUUUUUUUCUUUUUUUGUUGCUGAUUCAUUUUCCCACCUUGUAUAUUUGUGAUAAUUAUGCAGUCAAGCAGGUCUGUACGAAGAUUAGGUAUCCAGCUUGUAUGAUUUUUAACAGCAAUUGCGCGUAUGAAUAUGUGAUUCUAUUUAAAGUCUGAAUGAUCAAAAAGGACGUCUGCUGCAGAGUUGUAGGGUGUAUACUGUACUCUGCUCUGUAAAAAGUAAGCCUCCUAGCAAUCCGUUUUGUGUUGCGCGAAUGGCGAAAUUUGAAGUGCCUUGCGCAAAUGUUUCAUCUGAAGCAACACUGCAUGCGAGGUGUUGUGCCAAGGAGGAAGUAAAGACACCAAUCACUUCAAUGUAUUCAAAUAAAGGCUUGCUUUUUAAUACGUGAACUAAA